Messenger RNA from Penaeus chinensis, 3893 nucleotides. Its product is annotated as low-density lipoprotein receptor-related protein 2-like. The record is from RefSeq and is a predicted model, not a curated record. Gene Ontology annotation, cellular component: plasma membrane. Gene Ontology annotation, molecular function: sodium channel activity; protein binding. Lineage: Eukaryota; Metazoa; Arthropoda; Malacostraca; Decapoda; Penaeidae. The transcript has 27 exons. Bases 1 to 2919 code for a protein of 972 amino acids. Gene Ontology annotation, biological process: sodium ion transport.
AUGGACAUCAAGACUGCAUUUGGCAUGGAGAAGACGAGAAAAACUGCACUGAAGCUAUGGGAUCCGGUGUUCUCGGGUCAAAAAGGGGAGAGAUGCCUCGACGGCUUCCUGUGCCGGACGGGCGAGUGCCUUCCCUCCGGCGUCCAGUGCAACGGUAGUCGGCAGUGCCCGGGCGGAGAAGACGAGGAAGGAUGCGAUUGCAAGGACGGCUUCCUCUGCAACUCGGGGGCGUGUCUUGAGGUCUCUACCUUUUGCAACGGAGCGUCAGACUGCCCGGGAGGCGAGGACGAGGCCGACUGCGACACGUGCAGCGACGGGUUCCUGUGCAGUUCGGGGAAAUGCCUUCACUCCGGACGGCGGUGCGACACGAGCAGGGAUUGCCCGGAUGACGGAGACGAGCUGAGUUGUGCGACGUGCAAAGGGGGCUUCCUCUGCGCGACAGGUGAAUGCUUUCCCAUGUCCUACAGGUGUGAUUUAAUGGACGAUUGCCCCGGGGGAGAGGACGAGGAAGGCUGCGAGGAAUGCCAGGGACGUUUCUUCUGCAUGACAGGUUCAUGCAUUGAUCUGUCAGCUGUUUGCAACAACGUUACUGACUGCCCAGGAGGAGAAGACGAAUCGAAUUGCGAUCGCUGCGAAGGUUUUCACUGCAGCACAGGAGAAUGUCUUCCCUCGUACUAUCGCUGCGACACCUUUGAGAGAUGCCCGAAAGGGGAGGAUGAGAAGGAUUGCGAUUAUUGCACGAAUGGGUUUCUCUGCAACGACAAGCAAUGCAAGUCCUCCUCUGAACGUUGCGACGGAUACCUGGACUGUUCCGAAGGAGAAGACGAGGUGGACUGUGAGGUAUGCAAGGAAGGCUUUCUCUGCAAUAGUGGUCAUUGCAUAACUUAUAUCAAACGAUGUGACGGAAGAGUGCAUUGCCCCGACGGAGAUGAUGAGAAGGAUUGCUACAACUGUGAAAACCGGUUUAAGUGCAAGACGGGUGAGUGCAUCGUCUUUUCAUACCGGUGCAACAACGUGACGGAUUGUCCAGGCGGUGAAGAUGAGGAAAAUUGUGACCAGUGUCCAGAAGGGGGCUUCUCGUGCAGCACAGGGGAAUGCAUACCCGGAGGUUGGCGCUGCAAUUCGGCCAAAGACUGCCCAGGCGGUGAGGACGAAGAAGGUUGUUUGGAAGAUUUCUAUGCUAGCUGCCCGAGAGGAUACUUCCAGUGCAAGGAUGGCCUCUGCGUCAUGGAGUGGUAUCACUGUGAUGGGGUUGACGACUGCCUGUACGAGGAAAAUCAGUGUGAUGCGUGCCGACCUGGUGCCUUUAAGUGCUGGACCCCCAUGUGUAUAGAAGACCAUCGGGUUUGUGACGGAGUGGCCAACUGUCCAGAGGGAGAGGAUGAAAUGAACUGCACUAAUAUCGAGAGGGAUACCAGGACCUGCCCUCCAGGAUAUAUGAAGUGUGAGGGCUCCUGCCUCAGUGGUAGAGCCCUAUGUAUGUUACCUGUCGAGUGUGAUGUGGACACUAAUUUAUUAUGUGAUAGUCUUGUCAUAGCAGACGAAGCACACCAGGUACGCCUCCGAUGCAGCGAGUUCUACCGUGAACUGGUGGCAUUGCGUGGUUACUCGACAGUCGUUAAUAUGACCUUUGAUGAAGAAUACUGUCUCUCUUUGGACCAACAUGAAUUUUGGAGUCCUCUGUGCCAGGCGGGUGUUGUUUGCGAUCGCUUUGGUUGCUACGACAUGGAACUGAAUCGUUAUUCCGAGUCGUAUGCUUCACGUGGGCCAAUAAAGAUGUCCUUAUUGUGCAAAGGAACGACCCUGUUUUAUGAAGACGUUUCCCUCUACAGCGAGAGACUGGAAGGCGUCCUCACAACCAAGUCACUGAAGCUGCUACUGAAGCAACAGGAGGAAAAAUCGGACCUGAUCGACCUGCAGGAGAUGUUUCGGCCUUCGUACGACCACCAGCAGGAGUUCGCCGUCUCCCCUGAAGAACUCGUGUAUUCAUGCACGUUUGACAACCAGCCGUGUGAUCACAGCCAUUUCCACAACUGGACGAGUGACCGUUACGGCAGGUGCUACACUUUCAACGGAUUUAUGCACACAGACAACCCCAAGCCUCGAACAGUCGUACACGUCGGUCCAAAGAACGGCCUGCAACUGACGCUCAACGUGCCUGUGGGUUUGCCUCUGCUCUCCCCCGAAAGAGGCAUGCGGGUCGUAAUCCACAGCCCCUUUCUCUUACCUGUUCCUGAAGAGGAAGGUUUCAAUGUUGGUCCUGGCAGUUCCUCUGUCAGUGUCACAAGGACAGAAAAUCAGCGCUUGGGGAAACCGCAUGGAGAAUGCAGGAGCGAGUAUGACUCCAACCUACUCUUCGAUUAUUCGCCUUUGCUGUGUGAUCAGCUGUGCGUAGAGCAAGAAUUAAGACAGCGUUGUGGGUGCUUCAUAGGCCUCAGUCCGGUAUACGAAGCACUGGCCUACAAACCCAAAGUGAGAUGUGAAGGAAAGCUGCCCACACAGAAGUUAUGUAUGGAUCGUGUUAGAAGAGAUGUUAUUCAGCAGAAUAUCCAGUGCGACUGUCCUCAGUCUUGUCGGGAGAUGAAGUAUCAAACGCAGGUGGCUUCCAGCAAGAUAGACGACACUUACUACAGGAUCUUGGGUCAGACGAGGAAAAAAGUUCCCAGCUUGUGCUCGAAUGACACAGAGCUACUGAAACUCCUGGUCUACCUGGGCUCCAUGUACUACGACGUGAUAGAAGAAACGCCGGCUUAUACGUGGGACACUCUUCUGAGCAACAUCGGCGGUUCCCUCGGCCUCUUCAUCGGCGUGUCUCUGGUCAGCAUACUCGAAGUGCUGGAAUUCCUGUGGGAUGUCUGCAGAAUUUCCCUUCGUCGAUGCAGAAAGACUGGGGGACGGGAGACGUUACCUAUGGAGUAAGAGAGAUUAUGUCGAUAAUCGAUGCGGGUUUCAAAGCUAAAAAAAAUUGUAUUAUUUAAUUAAAGUGUACCGUUAAUCUUUACUCGGUGUUAGAUGUUUGUAUUCUCUAAUAUACGAGAAUAUAGUGUGAUGGAAUUUACAGCUAUAAUGUAAAAGAUGUUUGUUGCUGUUUUUAGCUUAGAAUUUAAAUACUGGAAGUGUUACCUAAGGAGUAAAGAGUACGAUGUCGAUAACUUAUCAUCACCAUGUUUCAAGAAUCAAUAUUUUUUUAUGUGAAUUAUUGAUUUUAAGUGCAACUCUAAUAUCUACGCUCUUAAUCAUUUCCCAUGUUUCAAGGUUUUAUAUUUUGAGUAUUCAAAUCCCAACUUUUUGAGUAUGUGAUCCUAUUUUCUUCUAUUUCAUUUAUCUGAAUAUAUUUUAGAAAGUGUUAAAUGUUUGCGUUCUCAAUGAUAUUCGAGUGAUGGAAUUUUCUGAUGUGUAGUAAAUGAUCCACAUAAACAUGCUUGUUGCUAUUGUAUCUCGGAUUAUGAUAUGUAUUUUGUCUUCUUCCAAAAUGCACGUAUCACUGUUAUUUCUGUGGUACACUAUCGUUGUCAUUAAUCAGAAUUUAUUCAUUCAUAUAUCAAUAAGGUUACACACUAUGCAUUUUGUACUGUAAUGUAUUCAUCAGACGUUAGCUUUACUAUGUAAGGAAGUGAUAUGUUUCAGGCUGCGUUUGCACCAAGUGAAUCGAUUUCAUUCAAUUCAUGGUUAAUCAUCCACCUUUGUGUACCAGUACCGUCAAACUGUCAGAUUCAACAGGCAGUAGUGUAUAGGUUGUUAUAUAGAGGUUAUGGCCUUAUUUCUGUUUGAUACAUGUUCAACAGGGAAACAUCUGCAAAAUGGUAUAGAAAGAAAGAAGAAAAAAGGUGCCGUGCUAUUAAUGUGAUGUAUACAGAUUCAUUUGUAUCAUUCGAAGUAAAGGUUUCACAAAG